AUGGAACAACGCCAAACACGGUCAACGAGUUUAGACACAUGGAGCCCUGAGCAGCUCAAGAAGAUGGUGUUUGGUGGCAACAACACCUUCGAGGCUAAGUACACUUCAAGAGCUGCUAAUUUGUAUAGGCGGAUUCUUGCUGAAGAAGUUGCUAAAGCCAUGGCGGAAGAAACUACCUCUGGUUUACCGUUGAGUGUUCCAGUAAGCCUAAGCCGUUUGUUGGUUUUAAGUUAA
Molecule: messenger RNA, 234 nt
Organism: Arabis nemorensis
Lineage: Eukaryota; Viridiplantae; Streptophyta; Magnoliopsida; Brassicales; Brassicaceae
Source: the annotation of a GenBank genome assembly